AAGGGCCUGGGAGCUCCCUCCACUGGCGCUGUGGGAAGCUUUAGCCAAUCCAAUGCACCCUGACAACAAACUGCCCAGCCAUGGCAAGGCAGGCAGCAGCGGUGCCCCGGCCCAGCACCACAACGUGAGCCAAGCACCCACCUGCAACCUGGGCUCUAAGGGUGUGGGGGCGGGCAGCCAUGGCAGCAAGGCCACUCAGAUCUCCCCUGGAAACUCUGGACUGAAAAACAGCCAGAACACUGUCCCAAACUUCAGCUCCUUGAAGGGCAAGGUGAAACGGGAACGAAGCAUCUCGGUGGACUCCGGAGAACAGCGAGAAGCCAGCACCCCUUCACAGGACACAGAAUCAAAAGGUGAGGUGGCUCCUCGUAGCAAGCGACGGUGCGUGCUGGAAAGGAAGCAGCCAUACAGUGGGGACGAAUGGUGCUCUGGGCCAGACAGCGAGGAAGACGACAAGCCCAUCAGCAGUGCACACAAUUGUAAUGUAGCAGAUCCUGCGAUGUCCACGGCCUCACAGCUUGGCCCAGGGUCCAACCCGCUGCCGAACCUGAAUGAGACCAGUUCCUCCAGCGUGCCUCAUGGUGCUGCCCCCGGCUUACGGUCAGAUGCUGCAGGAGGCGGAGGCGGCGGAACAGGAAAGCAGCCUUCGCAGUUCGUUUACGUCUUUACAACGCACCUUGCUAACACAGCUGCAGAAGCUGUGCUGCAGGGCCGAGCUGACUCCAUUCUGGCCUACCAUCAGCAGAACGUCCCGCGGGCAAAGCUAGACCAGGCGCCAGCUCCUAAAGUGCUGGGGGUCGCUGAGCCGCUUCCAAUUAACCCUCCUGCUGCCAACACUCCACAGUCCCAGCCACCGGCCCCUCAAGCGAGUCAGCCACAGCCGCAGCCUCCCCCACCGCAGCCUCCACCCCCACCUCAGACCAUCAGUCAAACACCUUUGCCUGCGCCCAGCAGCCUGCCCCAGGAAGGGACAAGUGAAGAUGUCCGGAGAGAUCUGACUCCCAACUCUUUGGGGAACAACAGCGGCAGCAACCAGCCUGGAAGUAACCACCCAAAUACGCCCACCGCAUCUGCCAACACCAUGCAGCCUGGGCAAGUGGACUCUUCCGCCACGUCCAGCUCCAGCCUCCUCGCGGAGGGCCCGGGCCCAGGGAUGCCGGGGAACGGGCAGGCAGGCCUGGGCCCCAGGAACCCCAUGAACUCAGAAGGGCUCUCGAAGGAGCAGCUGGAGCACCGAGAGCGCUCUCUGCAGACCCUGCGGGACAUUGAGCGUCUGCUGCUGCGCAGUGGGGAGGCCGAGCCCUUCAUGAAGUCCAGUCAAAAUGCAGGUGAGGGUGGGACUGCCCCUCAGCCGCAGGCUGCCCCUGCCCAGCCCCCCGUGCCCCCCACCAGCAUGAAGAAGUAUGAAGAGCCUCUGCAGUCCAUGAUCUCCCAGACCCAGAGUCUUGGUGGGCCCAACCUGGAACAUGAGGUGCCCCACCACCCAGGUGCUGACAUGGGGCAGCAGAUGAACAUGAUGAUGCAGCGGCUGAACCAGGACAGCCUGACACCGGAGCAAGUGGCCUGGAGGAAGUUGCAGGAAGAGUACUAUGAGGAAAAGCGACGGAAAGAGGAGCAGAUCAGCAUCCAUGGCCGGCCCAUGCAGGAGAUCAUGAUCCCACAGUCGAUGGGGAGCAUGAUGAUGCGUGGGCCCCCACCACCCUACCACAGCAAGCCUGGAGAGCAGUGGCCACCAGGGAUGGGCAGCCAGCUGCGGGGACCCAUAGACGUGCAGGACCCUAUGCAGCUGCGGGGAGGGCCACCCUUCCCAGGGCCGCGGUUCCCUGGGAAUCAAAUGCAGAGAGUCUCUGGCUUCGGAGGGAUGCAGAACAUGCCCUUGGAUGCUCUUGGGCCCAUGAAUGCCAUGCAGAGGCCAGUCAGGCCUGGCAUGGGAUGGAGUGACGAUAUGCCUCCUAUGGGAGGCCCUGGGAACUUUCCGCAAGGCACCCUGCCCUACCCGUCAGGGCAAGGGGACCCCGAAAGGUUCAUGAAUCCCCGUGCCAGGGAGGAGAUCCUGCGGCAUCAGCUGAUGGAGAAACGCCCAGUAGCAAUGCAGAGGCCCAUGGGGAUGUCCGGCAACUCCAUGAGCCAGGGCAUGGAAAUGGAGAGGAUGAUACAGGCUCACAGGCAGAUGGAUCCAUCCAUGUUUGCUGGGCAGAUAACGGGGGACAGCCUGAGCAGUGCCCCGAUGGGAAUGGAUUUUGCAGGCACUCGGGGGAUGCUGAGCCCCCCUAUGAGUCAGUCGGGCCUUCGGGACAUGGAUGCACCUAUGGGCCCUGGCAACCUCAACAUGAACAUGAAUGUCAACAUGAACAUGAACAUGAACCUCAAUGUCCAGAUGACCCCGCAGCAGCAGAUGAUGAUGUCGCAGAAGAUGAGGGGCCCUGAUAUGAUGGCCCACCAGGGUGUGAGCCCUGAGGAGCUGGCCAGGGCAAGGGCUCAGAAUGGCAAUGGCAGUGCAAUGCUGGGGGGACCCCAGAAAAUGAUGAUUCCUUCCCAGUUCCCCAACCAAGGACAGCAAGGCUUCUCGAGCGGGCAAGGGCCUUACCCCAACAUGCCCCAGGAGAUGGGCAGCAGCUCAGACAUGUUCAGCCCUGAGCAGGGCACCAUGCCUGUUGGGAGCAUCAGUGGCACCACCAGGCUCAGCCACAUCCCUCUGCCUCCAGCCUCCAAUCCCACUCCCACGCAAGGGGGCAACCUGGCCAACAUGCACCCAGCACCUUCCCGGGGGCUGGGCCGCCGGCCCUCUGACCUCACCAUCAACAUCAGCCAGAUGAACUCCCCCAGCAUGGGUCACCUCAAGUCUCCCACCCUCAGCCAGGUGCACUCGCCACUGGUCACCUCCCCCUCUGCCAACCUCAAGUCCCCACAGACGCCCUCGCAGAUGGUCAGCAUGCCACCUUCAAACCAGUCUGGACCCCUCAAGUCCCCCCAGGUGAUGAGCUCCUCGCUUAACGUCCGGUCUCCAACUGGCUCACCAAGCCGCCUGAAGUCCCCUUCUAUGGCUGUUCCUUCCCCCGGCUGGGUGCCGUCUCCCAAAGCCACCAUGCCCAGCCCAGGAGUCAACCAGAGCAAGCAGACUCUCAGCAUGAACUCAUCUGCUUCCAUGGGAGGACUGGAUCAGGGUUCUCUCCCUUCUGGGCCUCGGAGCAGCUCUUCUGCACCAGCCAGUAACACCUCUAGCACCAUGAAUCCCAACAUGCCUUUUACUUCCUCUCCAGAUCCAUCCCCCUCCCAGAACCCCCUCUCGCUGAUGAUGUCCCAGAUGUCCAAGUAUGCCAUGCCCAGCUCCACACCGCUUUACCACAAUGCCAUCAAAACCAUUGCCACCUCUGAUGAUGAGCUGCUGCCGGACAGGCCUAUGCUCCCACCUGGAAGCAUGUCAGGCGUGACAGGGAACCAGCCGAAUCAACUGCACUUGAACUCUGUAGGACCUGGGUCUUCUCAGAGCCCCAUGGGAAUGAACCUGCCUGGUCAGCAACCCCUCUCCCACGAACCACCCCCCACCUCCAUGAUGUCCUCCCCGAACCCUCUGGGCUCCAACAUUCCUAUGCACCCGAGUGCGCCAGGGGCGGGUGUGCCCCCCCAGAACCCCAUGAUGCUGCCCCCGGGGCCCCAGGACUCGUUGAACCAGCAGUGCGGCCCCGUGCCCAACAGUUCGCAGAUGAUUCCUUCCAACCAGCUCGUGUUCCCCCGCAUGCAGCAGCCCCACAACGCCAUGCCGUCUCCUGCCGGAGGCAUGCCCAUGGCCCCUGGUGGGGGAGGUGGCCCUGGGAUGCAGCAGCAUUACCCACCGGGGAUGCCCUUGCCGCCUGAGGACCUUCCCUCCCAGCAGCCCGGCCAGAUACCCCCUCAGCAGCACAUGAUGGGCAAGAACAUCCCACCUCGGAUCGGCGAGCCCUACCCACCCGUGCUUCCUGGGGUGGCGUCGGUGCUGAACGAUCCCGAGCUCAGCGAGGUCAUCCGCCCCACGCCCACGGGUAUCCCCGAGUUUGACCUGUCCAGGAUCAUCCCAUCGGAGAAGCCAAGCAGCACCUUGCAGUAUUUCCCCAAGAGUGACAGCCAAGCGCCCAAAUCGCAGCCUUCCAACCUCCACCUCAUGAACCUGCAGAACAUGAUGGCUGACCAGCCCCCGGUGCGGCCAGGUAUGAAUGCCCCCAGCCUCCCCGGGCAGCAGGGCGUGCAGAGGGGACUCAGCAUGCCCAUGUGCCAUCCCGGACAAGUGCCCAUGCUGGGCAGGACAGGCAUACCGCCCCAGCAAGGCAUGAUGGGCAACAGCAUGCACCAGGGCAUGAUGUCUCCACAGCAGAGCCUGAUGGCCCAGCAGAAUUUCAUGCUGAUGCAGGCCAAGCAGAGGAGCAUGUCUGUGUCGGGGGAGAUGUAUGCCCAGACAGGACACAUGAUGUCACCUCAGGGCUCUCUCAUGGGGCCCCCGCCUCAGCAGAACCUCAUGGUCACGCACCAGAUGAGGCAGAGGAGUGUCUCCCUGGACAGCCAGAUGAGUUACAUCCCCGGGCCUGGGAACAUGGCGAACCUGCCUUUCUAA
Molecule: messenger RNA, 4585 nt
Organism: Haliaeetus leucocephalus (bald eagle)
Lineage: Eukaryota; Metazoa; Chordata; Aves; Accipitriformes; Accipitridae
Gene: BCL9L
Product: B-cell CLL/lymphoma 9-like
Exons: 7
Coding region: 53-4585 (1510 amino acids)
Biological process (GO): positive regulation of transcription by RNA polymerase II; negative regulation of transforming growth factor beta receptor signaling pathway; canonical Wnt signaling pathway
Cellular component (GO): beta-catenin-TCF complex
Molecular function (GO): transcription coactivator activity; beta-catenin binding
Source: RefSeq, a predicted model, not a curated record